Exaiptasia diaphana is the source of this 1570-nucleotide messenger RNA. RefSeq lists its product as uncharacterized. NCBI's taxonomy places the organism in Eukaryota, Metazoa, Cnidaria, Anthozoa, Actiniaria, Aiptasiidae. The record is from RefSeq and is a predicted model, not a curated record. Gene Ontology annotation, biological process: transmembrane transport; monoatomic anion transport. The transcript has 6 exons. Gene Ontology annotation, molecular function: transmembrane transporter activity. Bases 37 to 993 code for a protein of 318 amino acids.
UAAUACACAUACAGUACAUGCCUAACCUUUAACAUAAUGACGUCACAUGCAGGUUGUCACGUGGGUACCAUCAUGACAAUGCCUUUGUCUGGUUUACUGACACGGUAUGGGUUUGACGGUGGAUGGGCGUCUGUCUUCUACUGUUUUGGUGCUGCUGGGAUACUUUGGUUCGUUGCUUGGCAACUAAUAGUCCACGAGUCCCCAGAGGAACACCCAACCAUCUCAGAUCACGAACGAAAGUACAUUGAACGCAACAUGGAGAUUGCAAACGAAAAGAAUCCCAAGGUGCCUUGGAAAGAUCUGCUAACUUCAGUCCCCGUAUGGGCAAUUGUUGCCGCGAACCUUGCCGCGGACUGGGGUCUAUACACUAUUUUGAUUUCUCUACCUUUGUACUUGAUUGACAUUUUACACACCGAUAUACAAACGAUGGGUUUCCUGGCCGCGGCACCAUUUCUUGUCAAGGCAAUAUCCGGACCAUUUGGUGGUAUAACCGCUGAUAUUUUACGAAGACGAUAUCUAUCAACACGUACAGUGAGACGACUGUACUUUGGAGUGGGUUCAUUAAGCGCUGGCAUAUUCAUCGUUGCUGCUGGUUACGCCARKACAGCAUCCCUCGCCAUCGUUCUUAUGUGUGUGGGCGUGGCAUCGUCAGGACUAUUGCAYUCUGGGUAUAAUGUCAAUAUGUUGGAUAUUGCACCUGGUUAUGCAUGUGUUAUAAUGGGRAUGUGUAAUACUUUGGGUACUUCCGCAGGGUUUCUAAGUCCAAUGUUAGUUGGAUUUCUUACGGCUAACAAGGAAGCCAAAGAGUGGCGCACUGUAUUCUGGAUAACAUUACUAAUCUAUGCACUUGGUACAGUAAUAUUUUGUUUGCUUAUGUCGGCUGAAGUACAACCAUGGGCUAAAGAAACCCUUAAAGAACACAAGCAGGAGAAAAGCCCCCYUCCCUUAGACGACAGCRCAGACACCGAAAAGGACGCCAAGGACGCCAUUUGAUUCCUAGCUGAACUGCCGUUGCUAAGGAUAUUUAUCGUUGCUAAGGUCUAAGACCGCUGCCUGGCAACACUCAUAUCAUCGACUUGGUCGAGGGUAGCCAUGACAAUUCAAUUCUCGGAAACUAUCGUUGCUAAGAGUUUUAAUUGUUGAAAAGAACUUAAGCUGCUGCUAAGCAACAACUGUACAAACGACGAAGAUCGACAGGGAAAUUUGAUUCCCAAAAACUAUCGUUGCUAAGGAUUUUUUGAUUCCUAGCAACUACAGCCGUUGUAAGCUGGCAACCGGGUGAAUGGCAGCCGUCAAACGGUGGAACGUGAGUUGUUCAAGAAGGGAACAGGAGACAAAGGAUAGUAUCAUCUCUGAUGAAAAGAAGAUUCAUUACAGAGUUAACACAAAAACGAAGAUCAAAGUUCGAAAAAACGUCUAGAAUUAUUUCAACAUUUGAUUUAUUUAUUUAGACUUUUAAAGUAACAAAAUGUCUUUAGGAAGUUCUCCGAACAUUUAUUGUCAGAGGAGUCAGAGAGUUUUCACUGUAAUAUAUUUUCGUAUUGUAAAAAUUGACAAGAAACAAUAAAAU